Molecule: messenger RNA, 903 nt
Organism: Funneliformis geosporum
Lineage: Eukaryota; Fungi; Glomeromycota; Glomeromycetes; Glomerales; Glomeraceae
Source: the annotation of a GenBank genome assembly
AUGGUUAAUAUUCAAAAAUACUUAAACCAAAAAUAUCCGACUAAAGAAGACAAAGAAAAAGUAAAAGAGAUUAUUAUCAAUCGAGAAAAUCCUCUUUCUGAAGUCGAGGGGGGAGAACUAAAUUUAUCUGAAUAUUUUAAUUUAGAAAAAUUGAUAGUUGAUGGAAGAGAUUUAAAAACCCCUCUAACUGAAUUAAAGGUCGACGGUUGCUCCAAACUAAUCCAACUUAAAUGUAUAAUUAAUUAUACAUUUAAGAUUAAUGAUUUAAGAGACCUAGAUUUGAGCAAUUGUCGUUGUCUUGCCGACUUGGCUUGUCAAGUUAAUUUAUUCACUUCUAUAGACUUUUUAAAAAGGUUACCGCAUCCAGAAAAACUAUUUUACCUUGAUAUCGGUGACAAUGAUUUUGCUACUCAAGAUUUGAAGCUCCAAGCCAAACUAACUGAAUUACAAACUAAGUUCCAAGCCAAGGAAGAAGAAUUACAAGAACAAAUUGAAGCUAAAGAAAAACAAGUUGCUAAUGCUAAAACAAAGUUAGACACAAUAAGAUCUAAAAAAGCAAAACUAGCAAAACAAUUGAAUAAGGUCACUAAUCCAGUCGAAAGAGAACAAUUAAACCAAGUUUUCCUUGAAGCAGAAAGGAAACUUAUGAAAGCUGAAAUGGAACUGGAAUUUAAUGAAAAAGAAAAAACAAGUUUGAGUUUAAGAGUUAAAGAACUAGAGGAUAAGCUAGAAAAAGAAAGACAAAACGUUUUGGGGGCAAUCGAAAAAAGAGUAGAAGAUAUUAAGGAAGUAUCUAGAAUAGCCAGCGUUUCUCAAUCUUCAGAGCCGCUAGGAAGAUUUGCUAGGCUUGGAAGAGCAGCAGAUGAUAUAACUGACUUUGUCCAUGAUUGUGCCACUGAUUGA